Messenger RNA from Microbotryum saponariae, 1254 nucleotides. Lineage: Eukaryota; Fungi; Basidiomycota; Microbotryomycetes; Microbotryales; Microbotryaceae. The record is from the annotation of a GenBank genome assembly.
AUGAGCUUCUCUGUCCCCACCUUCGAUUUGCACGAUGGCACCAAGAUCCCGACCCUCGCAUGGGGCAAUGGGACAGGUGAUGCGAAGAAGACCGCCGUCGAAUCGGGCAAGAUUGUCCUCGGCGCUGGCAUCCGCCACAUCGACACUGCGCAAGGCAAGGAGUAAACCGGGUUUUUUUUUUUUUUGAGAACCACUUGCUGAUAUUGCCUUUCCGACCGUUCUUAGGUUACGACAACGAGAAGGAGACGGGCCAAAGCAUCAGCAACACGGCCGUUCCCCGUGCCGAGAUCUACGUCACCUCCAAGCGUGAGUCCGCUCCCCGCCCCGCGGAGAUGCUCCUGUCCUCCGGCGCGUACUGAUUGGACGAGGCUACUUCCUUUCCACAGUCUCACAGAAAGAAGGCAACCCCGACAAUGAACCGAUUCCCGUCGCCGAUGCCAAGAAGGCCGUGCAAUCCACCAUCCAGCGUCUCGGCUUCCACCCGAACCUGCUGCUCAUUCACAACCCCUUCCUCGCACCCAAGGGGGAGAUGCUCGCGUUCUGGCGUGUGCUUGAAGAGAUGAAGGACAAUGGCGAGCUCGAGUCUUCGAUUGGGGUCUCCAACUUCCGACCUCAGGACUUUGAAGGCUUUUUGGACCAGGUCAAGUACAAGCCUGUCGUCAAUCGUGCGUUCUGACCUUGCCUAGCAUGUCCUGGGAAGUUUUCCUUGGCGCGUGCUCACAGUCAUCUCACUCUUCCCCUCUACAGAGCUCGAGUACCACCCUUACUUGCUCGAGCAGCUCGAGCCUCUGCUCAAAAUCCAGGAGAAGCAUGGCAUCCGCACCGAAGCCUACGGUCCUCUUACCCCCCUGCUCCGUCACCCAACGGGUGGACCGAUCAAGCCGAUUCUCGAGCGCAUCGCCAAGCGCAUCUCUUCCGAGACGGGCAAAGAUGUUGAUACCGCUGGAGCUUUGUUGUUGUGGACUCGUGCCAAGGGUGUCGUCGCCGUGACCGCGUCCGGCAACGAGGGCCGCAUCAAAAAGCUCGCCGAGGUUCAGACCCUGCCCGAGCUCAAGCCCGAGGAGGUGGAGGAGAUCGACACCGCCGGCCGCAAGCUCCACUUCCGUGCCUACGUGAGUUGCUCCUUGCCUCAUUUAUCUGUCUUCAUACAAAUAUGGAUCAGGAUCUUACUGACCUGGAUGCCACGCAACCCUUCUAACUCCACAGGAUGAGCACAUGCGCGAUUUCGCCGUGCCGAACUUGCCUUCCCAGUAG